GUGGUGUGUGUCAUGUUGCUUUAUGAGCAAGCUUGCACUGCAUUUUUGAACAGUAGCACUGAGUAAACCAAACCACAUACGAAAAAUGCAGAUCAACGUAGUGUUUGCCUGUCUGGUGAUAUCAGCAGUCUCUGCUGCUCAGAGUGACUCAACAGUGGCCUGUUAUAUGGAUGCAUCCACGCAGCACAUGCUUUUGUCUGUUGAUCCUUUCUGGUGCACUCAUGUUAUUUACUCCAUUGCUUAUAUUGGUGAUGACUAUGGUUUAAAAACCUUGUCCUUAAAUGUGGACCCUUUUAACUCCAUGCUGAAAAUGCUAAAAGACAGGAAUCCAGCUGUAAAGAUAUUGCUUGGUGUUGGGGUAAAGCAGUCAAGGUUGGAGGUGUUGUGCCAGCAGCAGAUAACUCUUGAUAACUUUAUUAAUUCAACACUAAAAUAUGUGAAGAAGAACAAUUAUGACGGAGUGGAUUUGACAUGGUUGGAGAAUGACACUGAUGCAUCUCUCAUGAACACAAAAACUCUCACACAUUUCAUAAAGGAGCUAAGAGGAUGGAUUGACCAAGCUGCUAACAAUUUAUUACUUGUUUCUGUGUCUCUUCUGGACCAUAGUGACCACAUCAGUAGUCACACAAAAGAUUUAUCACAGUAUGUAGACUUCAUCAGCCUACUUCUAUUGAGCCCUAAUAAUGAAGGGGCACAUAAUGACAGCACAGUGAGUUACUGGCAAGAAAAAGUUGACCCUAAAAAGCUUAUCCAGGCCUUGCCUGCAUUUACAAAACAGCCUCAGAAAAGAAAGAGCAGUUGUAGGUUUCUGGACAUAAAUCCAGAGAGGAAAGUGGAGCAAAUUAAUGGCCCUGCAGUGAUUAUAGCAAAACAGGUUUGCCAGGCUAUUAAGGGUGGACAAAAGGAAUUAAAGACUUUAACAAAACUUGAGAGUGUUCAAAGCUAUGGAGAAGAUGUGCCAUGGCUACAUAAAGGGCUUGGUGGUGUUGGGAUUGCCAUGUUAGACAUUGACAACUUUUUCAACUCUAUUUGUUUCAACUGUACCCAAAGUGAAAAAAUGAUUCUUGAAUUAAAUGUGAUUACUGGGCAUCAUCACUGGCAUGGUCAUCAUAAGCAUAGUCAUCACAGGCAUGGUCACCAUGGACAUUAUCAUCCCGGGAUUGGUCACCGUGGUCAUCAUCAUCAUCAUCAUCAUCAUCAUCAUCAUCAUCAUGAUGGGUAUGGUCACCAUGGGAAUUUGCAUCACAGGCACCAUUACAGACACUAUCAACACAGACUUGGACACCAUGGGCAUGGCCACUAUAGUAAAAGUCAACAUUUUAACAGUCAUCAUGCUUAGAAAGGGCAUUUGCAUCAGGGUCAUUAUUAAAGAUUGAGAGUUUAAAGGCAAGAGCACUUAAUAAUCACUUCUAUUCAAAUAUUGUAAUAUGGCACUACAUAUUUGAUCAAUUAUCACAUAAGAGUGUAGAAUAUUGCUUAAAUUAGCAUUAAGGCAUUGAAUCAGUGAUGCAUAGCUUGCUUAAAGAUGCAUAGCUUGCUUGAUAUCUAUUCAUGCUUUUUCACAAUAAACUCAUUGAUAAUAAACAAUAACUCAUUGCUUUUAGUUUGCUUAUAUGUAUUCUUUUCUAAAUAUUGAUUAUUGUAAUUAGUUUAAAAUAAUGACUCUGUGGACAUUGUUCGGGGCACGGUGGCUUAGUGGUUAGCACGUUCGCCUCACACCUCCAGGGUCGGGGUUCGAUUCCCGCCUCCACCUUGUGUGUGUGGAGUUUGCAUGUUCUCCCCGUGCCUUGGGGGUUUCCUCCGGGUACUCCGGUUUCCUCCCCCGGUCCAAAGACAUGCAUGGUAGGUUGAUUGGCAUCUCUGGAAAAUUGUCCCUAGUGUGUGAUUGCGUGAGUGAAUGAGAGUGUGUGUGUGCCCUGCGAUGGGUUGGCACUCCGUCCAGGGUGUAUCCUGCCUUGAUGCCCGAUGACGCCUGAGAUAGGCACAGGCUCCCCGUGACCCGAGGUAGUUCGGAUAAGCGGUAGAAAAUGAAUGAAUGAAUGAAUGGACAUUGUUCGUGCACGUGUGAUAUGACUAACUCUGACACUUCCCCACCACACCACCAGAGUGUAUUAGAGUUAAUUAUUUCCACACUAUUUGUCAUCUCAUGAUCUGUAUCAGCUGCUUGAAUGUAUUUGAAAAAUCUUGAUGUGCAUGUGCCAUUAAAAUAUGAUAAAGCAAGC
This is a messenger RNA of Tachysurus vachellii, 2222 nucleotides long. RefSeq names its product histidine rich carboxyl terminus 1 (gene hrct1). Gene Ontology annotation, biological process: chitin catabolic process; carbohydrate metabolic process. Gene Ontology annotation, molecular function: chitin binding; chitinase activity. Gene Ontology annotation, cellular component: extracellular region. Bases 86 to 1339 code for a protein of 417 amino acids. NCBI's taxonomy places the organism in Eukaryota, Metazoa, Chordata, Actinopteri, Siluriformes, Bagridae. The transcript is spliced from 10 exons. The record is from RefSeq and is a predicted model, not a curated record.